Molecule: messenger RNA, 983 nt
Organism: Clupea harengus (Atlantic herring)
Lineage: Eukaryota; Metazoa; Chordata; Actinopteri; Clupeiformes; Clupeidae
Product: cerebellin-2-like
Exons: 3
Coding region: 23-868 (281 amino acids)
Molecular function (GO): protein binding
Source: RefSeq, a predicted model, not a curated record
AGAAGAAUCGUCUAGUUUCAGCAUGAAGACUUCUGGAGCUCUACUGGUGCUGCUGUGCUGCUGUUUGGCUGAGACGCAGAUCAGAGGAGAGACCAUCAAUGAAAAGGACAUCACUCACCAGGGUCACUAUGGUGAAGCAGAGACCAGAGAGAAUGAGGUUAUGGGUGCAGCAGAGACAACUGAAGCUGCUGCCACAGCCUCCAUCCAACAAACCUGCCAUUCUGACAUUCACAGUGUCCUGAGAGAGAUUAGCGCAUUGAUGGCGGAACAGAGAGUGGAGCUCAGAUACACUAAGACACAAAUAGAGGCCAUGGAGACCAGAUUGAGAGCCAGUGAGAAUAAAGCAGAGACCGUGGAGACCAGACUGAGAGCCAGUGAGAAUAAAGCAGAGACUUUGGAGACAAGACUGAGAGCCAGUGAGGAUGAAAUAAUGAAUCUGCAGAAAAGGAAUCAAGAGAGAAAAGUGUCUUUUUCAGUCUCACUGGAAACAAACACACACAGAUACACAGGACCCUUCAAUGCUGGAACAACCCUGGUCUACAAACACAUUAUUACCAACAUUGGCAAUGUGUACAGCUCCACCACAGGGUUCUUCACAGCUCCGGUGAAGGGAGUGUAUGACUUCAGUUUUUACGUCUUAGGGGAAGGCAGCACUAUUGCUGUGGGAGCAUUUCUCCGCAGGAAUCGGCAGAACCUCGUGAUGGCGUACACCAGUCUAGGCAGUGGUUGGAUGAACACAUCUAAUGGUGUUAGUGUGCUGUUGGAGGUGGGAGAUGUGGUGGAUGUUUCCCUGCCUGCCAAUCAUAGGAUAUUAGAUAAUGCAAACCAUCACAGCACCUUCAGAGGUCACCUGCUGUUCCACGUCUAACAGACACUGCAGUCAUUCAGCUGACUAAUUAGGAAGUGUGUUACCUGUAUUACCAAAAGGGAUAAAACACAAACACACACACACACACACACACACACACACACACACACACACA